UGUGCAACCGUAGCUAAGAAAAGCCUCUGAGGAAAAAAACAAAGGAGCUUUGCAUCUCCCAAUAACAUGAGAUGUGCGUACACUGUAUGUAGCAUUUUGGAAUUUGGAUUGUGGUAGUAAGUUGCUGCUUUCAGUUUGAUUAGACAAUCAUUGUUUCGUUUUCCUUGCUUUGACAGCGAGGGUGCUUGUAUGCUGCUUAAGUCUUCUUAGUGCUAUCUAGGUCAGUAUACUUAUGCUUUUUUUGUUGUUGUUUAAGUCUGACAGAUAACAUCUGAAGGAAAUUAGCACCAAUUUUCCUUUUUUUUGUUAUAUCUGAGGGGAGAAAAAUAUUUUUAUAAUUGAUCAGAACUGUAUACCACAGCACCUACCGUUUCUGCAUUGCAGAUAUUUUUAGCUCUCACACUGCUUGUGGUUAACAGGGUGUAGCGUAGACACAGACAGCUGAUCUUGCAGGCAGACCCUGUGCUUGUGUGGUUUGUCAAUACUGCUCAGGAUUUUGAUGGACUGCAAAAGAGAAAAAGCAGAAAGGAAAGAAAAAAGAAUGUUUUAUUUUCAUGAACGUUGCACCUUUAGUUAGGAUAUUUUUCUAUCACAGUCUUUUUAUUUUUUAAUUUUAAAACUUAAAAAUUAGGAAAGCACAGCAUCCAGGAUUUAGUAUGUGCGAUACGACAUCUUUCUGCAUCGAGAGGACGCCACCGUAGUCAAUCCAGCCUUUCUCCAAUAAGCAAGAAGAUUGUUUUGUUUUCCUCGGCAGGCGGACUCAGCCACUGCACAGGCAGAUUUUGAUAAGAGUUUGAAAUGCCUACUACUGUAUCGUUGUAGAAUUUGGAGUUUGCUAACAGUGUUAGUGACUGGAGCUCAUCUUGCAUCACCAGUUGAUGACAAUUUUCUUUGUUCCCUCCCACCCAGUUGAACCAAGACUCUGUAGCUGAUACGCAAUGUCACUUACAACAUUAAUCAGAUACUGCAUUUAAGGUGAGCUGUCCCUUGCCUCCUCCCUUACCAGAGCUGUGCUGCAGUAUGUAUCUUACUCCUGCGAGCCUAAAAUGGCAGGCAGGAUUAACGUUGCUUGUGCUGUGUGCAUGCUGUGUAUUGAAUUCAUUAUACCGUGCCUAGUAUCUCAAAUGUGAGUAUGUUAAAUGGUCUGUGUGCCAUAUCAUGCAGUAGUGAAAACUGGCUUGUGCUUCAUUACAGGCUUAGAUAUUUGAGCAUCACCUUAAGAAUUCUUUUUCUUUUGCAAUGUGGUGAGCUGUUAGCUUGUCAUCAUGUUCAAACUACAUUAUUAGCCCUUGGAAAGGGGAAAAAAAAAAAAAAAGAAAAAAAAGAAGCAAACCGUGCUUCCAGAUGGUGUCACCCUUUUUCUUCUUGCGUUUACUGUAGUUUAAAUAAUGUAUAUUGUAUUGUUAAUUAAUGUGAAUAUCGAAUUAAAGCACUUGAAACUUACAUAUUUAUUAUGCAGGUAGGAGGCACGUCGAAUCUAUUUUUAACUCUUACGCAGUCCACGUUGUGCAAUGGGCUUUGGUUGUCGAGUUUAUAUUUUCAGCUGUGAUAUCAAUAGGCUGAUUUUCAGUAAAUGUGACAAGUGGCCUUUGCAGUGGUCAGCUUCAAGCUCUGAACACUCUGAGGAGGAGAAAAAAAAACAACAACCUUGCGUUGCAGUUUCGGAAAACCUUGGAUGAGGACAUUUUUUUUUUCCCCACUCCUGCUUUCCCUAUUGAUAAACUCAGUUCUCCUGAUCACGGUCUAUUCAAGCUGCUUCCCAUCUGGUUUUUGACAACUGCUUCUAAAAAAAAUUAUCAAGAAGACCAAGAAUAGAAUUUAUCUCCAUCGCUUUUCAUAAAAAUGGCUGGGUGCACUGCCCUGCUGGCACUGCACUAAGUGAUACACGCAGGUAGGUUGAGAUUUGCAUGUUUUACUGAUUUCUUCGUCAGUGUUACAAGAACAUGAAAUGGGCUUUGGAAUGUAGCCUUCAGAUUGAAAAAAAAAAUUGUUAAUGAAAACAACUGUGUCAAACUGUUGGCUUCAAAUAUUGGCAUGGCAAUUGUUUUUAUCUGCUUUUGAAAAAUUCUAUUGUGAAAGUGGAGCAAUCAUGCCUGUUAAAAUAAUCAUAUGUACUAAGGGCGUGGCAACGCUUCUGCAACAAAAGAAUUUUUGAAAACCCUAUUGAUUCGAUCACAUUUUAAAGCUGACUAUAACCAUUACUGAGCAUGCACUAAAAAUGCAAAAAUAAAAAUGGAGGUAGAUAAGAAAAAUGAAAAACAUUCCAAUUGCUGCAAGCGGUUUUCUGCGUUUUGUGCGAAAUAUGAAAUAAAGAUUAAUAUGCUGCAUGCUUAUUUUUUCAGUGUUGGCUACAAACAUAAACCUUCAGUAUUCCUUUUUAUUUUAAGGUAGAAGGACUUUAUAUAGAGAGAUUGAUAUAGAUGGCCCUGUCAGCUCACACUGUGUAUCAGUUCACUGAAGUGUGUUUUACUUCACAGAAAAAAAGGUUACGAAAGGAAAGUGAACAGCCGUAGGUGCAAAAACCUGAUGUUGAGCAUUAAGAAUAAAAAGAAUUCUGAGUAUUCUACUACUUACACCAACUUUUGUAAUAUAUUUGUUUCAGAUUAAUACUGGGCCAGAACCAGUUUCCUUGGCAACCAAAUCCUUCUAAAAGAUGCAAUAGUAGAGAUGUAAAAUGAAGUUAUGCUCUUUAAUAACAAUACCACAAUGCAAAUGGAAAUUUCACAGUUAAGUUUGUUUGCAGUCCUAAGUGGGAAUCUGAUCUUGUUUUGUGUUUCCACGCGGCUAUCAUUUAUUAAACGAUGCCGUGUUUAUGAAGCUGUGCACCAGAAAAAACUAUUUUAUUCCUGUUUUGCAGUGGUUGUUUCCAGAAACGUACCCUAGUUUCCUUUUUUAAUGUCUUGCAUGUAGGUCAAAGUAUGCACUAUGUGUAUAUGAAGUGAUAGUUUCAUUAUUACAAAUAUAAAAGUAUCACUGAAACAUUUAUUAGCAGAGAAACGUAGAGAAUCAGAAGUAUGUUUAAACCUCCUUCCACCUUUGCUGAAUUCAGCCAUGGGAAUGCUAAUAAAUCUUUCUUUAAAUAGUGGACACAUUCUGAUCUAAAGAUCUGUUUAUCCAUACUGGAAAAGAACUUGUGUAGGAUUGUAAGCAAGAUUUUAUAAAAUAAGCUCACUUGUAGUCUACGGUGAUUUGCAGACCUCACAGAUUUUGCAAAAAUUAAGUAUUAUAAUUCCUUAUGCUAUUGUUAGCUGAUAUUUUAACAAUAUCAGUGAAGCCAGUUCUUAUGUGUUCCACAGUAACAGAUGCUACUAAGUGUCUCUACUGUACUUAUAAUGUAGUGCAUUUCCUUGUGAAUCCCCUUUGUACGUGACUUGAGAAAUUCUCACUGCUGCAACGAGACUUUUGCAGCAGGGUAGCCAUUUUCCUUUCAUGUCCUUGACUUUAAAAUGACUAAGAGUAUUUUGCUUCAGAUGAGGACCCAGCACUGCAAAUUAAUACAAAGGAGGUAUUUAGAAGCACAGCCAGUUACAUUAAUUAUAGCCUUGACAGUUUCAGUACUAUCAAACAAAUUCUCAUUUAUUUCUAAAUAUACCACUUCAGUACAUCACAAAGAUGCAGAGCAAAACUGUUCAGUAAUAUGAUUGUUGCCAUCUAUCUUGGCCAGUGCUUAAUAAUGAUAAUAAAACCCAUUUGAUUAAUAAUUAUGAGACAAGUUUGAUGCAGUGCAAUAUUUUCCAGUCCCACCUAAAAAAACUGAACUGAAAACGUAAUAAACAGCAUUUCCCCAGUGAUGUAUUAAAGUAGGCUUUAAUUUCUUAUUUAUUUAUUUAUCUCCAGUAGUUUGCUUCUAUUGAUUUUUUUUUAGUCUGAAACAUGAUACGGAGUGCGCCAUUACAUGGAGGUCCCAAAACUGUGUUUCCUUGUUUAUAUUUUGUGUGGUUAUUUUUAAAGGAAGUUGCUGAGCUAAUGCUAUGCAGAAGCAAUCUAUUUAUUGCCAUUGAUAUUUAUCUUUAGGGAAGACAGGGUACUUUGAGUUAAACUGUUUUUGUUCUGUCUUUGUGUUCAAAUAUAUCCACUCAAAGCGUUUAAAGAAAGCACAGCUCUGUUACACCACGCUUGUUCCAAAUCUAUUUGCAAAUUUACUCUUUUGUUAGGGGGUGCAAUCCUCUCGUAAUUAAUAUGACUGGACUCAAGUGUUUUCAUGAUUCUGGAAAAACUCACUGGCAGCCUAUGAGCAGUAAUGUCUAGCUAAAGAAACUGAAUUAUUUAUUAAGGAGGAUUCUAGUAAUUAGCAAGCUGUUUUCAUUUUGACUCUUUUACAUGGUUUGCUGUAUACCUUUUAAUGGUAGUUAAAUCCAUCUAAUGCAGUGUCAGAACAUUACAGCCAGAGCCACAGUACAAAACAUUGUGUAAAUUCCAUCCAUUUUAUUCGCUUUGGCUAAAGGGGCAACCAGGGCAGAUAGAAACAGGUGCGGUUUUUCACACCUCUAGCAUAGCUUCUCAGAUGUUAUUGUUGUGGGAGAGCAUGGGGGUUUUGUACAGUUUUAUCCUGGAAGCCUUUUUAUAAUUAUGCUUUAUCCAUGCAAAGUCCAUUUGUGCCUAAUGGAAAAUCUACACAAAAUUUGAGAGAAAAUGAAAUGAAAAAUAAUUCAAUUAGACGUUAUCUUGCUUGCUACUUACUUGCCUUUCUGAUUAAGGCUACUUCUGGCUCUAAACUUCAUUUUGAUUUGAAAAUGCAGGUCUCACAGUGUGCAACUAUGUGUUGAGAUAAUAUUUGUCAGACCAUUAUGCAGAGGCUGUGGUAGUAAAGAACAGGUAACAACCCUCUGGGGGCAUCUAGUGCCUCUGUUGUAUUUUAUCUGGGGAAUUGUUUCAUUAUGUUUUAAAAGGGCUUUAUUAUGUAUAGUAUUUGAAAUCUAGUGUUAUCAAAUUUGGAAAUACUUCAGCUUUGGUAAAGUCUCUUUACCACUGGAUUCCUCCAGUGCAAUGUUUAAGUUUCCCAUUCAGCAUAACAUUUAACAGUCAUUUGUGUAUAUAGAUGUGCUUAUGACUUGAUUGGUGUUUGAGAUAAUAACAAGGACUUAACGUUAGUCUCCUUCAUUCUGGCCUUUGUUACAGGCACACAGGAGCUUUAGAAUAUUUACUGAAAUCAAGAUACACUAAAAAACAUACUAAAGUACGUAAAUGCUAAAGUAUAAAUGCUCAUAUUUUUGCAUUUUAAAGCCAAAGUAAUGGAUCCUGUAGUUCCUGUAUGUUAUUUAUGAAAACAGGAUAGCAUGUUUGCAGAUGGGAGGUGUAUCUGUGUCUACUUCCUGCAGUAAAAAUGUCCAUCAGCUCAGUGCCUUAUCUGAAAGGUUUUUCAGUUGCUGUGUGGAACAAUUUGAGUUUGCUUAGUAUAUUUGGAAUGCAGCCAUGUUCUAAAUAAUUUUAAACUACUACAUGAAAACAUUAUUUGUGUUUGAUGUACAAUAGCAUAAAAUCUGGAUGUUUCACAGUGAUCAGUCAUUUAAGCAGAAAGUUAUAGGAAGCAUAUUCCAGAGAGCAAGAGUUGUCCAGAGAAAUCUUAUGAUAAUAUCUGUCACAAGAGAGGCCAAAAAAAAAAAAAAAAAAAAGUGGCAGAAGAAAAAGAGGAGAAGCAAACGACCUUCUGAAAGACUGAAAAAAAUGCAUGGAGCCUUUCAAGAUAAAGAAUAACUUGUAAUUGGUUUUGGCAAUUUCGGCGGAGUCAAGGGAGUUGACUAGUAAUAACGACUUUUUCUUCCCACAUCAUAAUUUGUUCUCUAAAUUGGCAAGCUGUGAUAGCUAUUCCUAAAAGCACUGCUUUUCCACUGACUUUACCUUGUGAAACUCGGGAAUAUACAUAUACUGACUCAGAAAGUUGUGAAGCCUUCAUUAUUUGAUAUGUUAUCAGAUAGAACUGUUGGGAAAAAUUUGGAAAUAGUUGAGAUAGGGGAAGGGCAGUAGAGCCAGGCUUGGUUUUAGUCUAAUUUUUUUCAGUGAUCCCAAUAAAAUAAUUGGUUUUAAACUUGAAACAAUCCUUAGAUUUCUAUUUAGGGUAUAUUUUGAAAUACAGUGUGCAGUUUACACUACGCAGGUUAAAGCACAAUGAAAUAAUGCACGCAGAAGCCAUGUUCGUAAUCCUUUGGUUAACAGGACUGCUUUAUUGCUGGUAUGUUGCAAUCCUCCCAGAUGUAGGUUUACAGUACCACAGCAAAGAAAAACUUAGACAAAUUACACAAUGUAUCUGGAAACUAGUACUUGUCUACUAAUUUAGUCAUUAAAUUUGGAUUUUCCACUUUGCAGGCUGACUGACAGCCACAGAAUUCACAAAAUUACUGAGAUGAUCUUGCCGAACAUACCUGUCGAUACCACUUCUAAAAGACUCUAACUGAGGAACAGCCUGAUUUUAGAUGACAGUCAUGUCCCAUUCAAAGGAUCUCAAGGACGACUUCCAUAGUGACACUGUACUUUCUAUUUUAAAUGAACAGCGCAUUAGGGGUAUUUUGUGUGAUGUCACCAUAAUUGUGGAAGACACCAAAUUUAAAGCCCACAGUAAUGUGCUAGCAGCUUCAAGUCUUUACUUUAAAAACAUAUUUUGGAGUCGUACUAUCUGUAUUUCAGGUCAUGUACUGGAAUUAGAUGAUCUCAAAGCUGAAGUGUUUACAGAAAUACUGAACUACAUCUACAGUUCCACAGUGGUUGUUAAGAGGCAGGAGACUGUAACAGACCUUGCAGCUGCAGGGAAAAAACUGGGGAUAUCGUUUCUUGAAGAUCUUACAGAUGUUAACUUUUCAAGCUCCCCCUGCCCUUAUGCAUAUUGUGUUAGCGAGAAAGGGACUGUCAAAGAGGAAAAACAUGAAAAGAGACAUGAAGACUCAGCUGUGACAAAUGGACCACGAAUUACAAAUGCAUUCUCAAUUUUUGAAACUGAAAAUAGUUUGUUUUCUCCACUUGAUUUGAGGGCAAACUUUAAAAAAGUAUCUGAGACAAUACAAACCCCCAACGUCAGCCUUGACAGAAGCAACAUUUGCAAAGAUGCAGAGCCAGCCAGUACAUUGGCAGAGCACUCCUACGCUGUUUCUUCAGGGGGAGAUACUUUUCAAGGAACGCCUCACAUUGAACAGGAAAGCAGCUCUUCAUACAAUGCAGGUGAAGACCACUAUGAAAAUGUCCGAGCUACACCACUCAUUCAACCAGUAAAACAAGCAUCGAGUACUACUCCUAAAGCAGCCUUCAAGCCCCAGUGUAGUAGUUUGGCUGUAGCAAAAGUACCAGCCUCUACAGUAGCCAAUGCAGAAGCCCAGCCUGAAACUGUUAAUGAUCAGAGAAUUAUUUCCAUUCCAAAACCCCAGAAUAAAGCAGGAGAUCUCAGUUUGUCCAGAGAAGAAGAAAACACAUCUGCUAAUGUCUCUGGAUCUGUGACAACUGUCGUUCCACCUGCUUACAGCUGUAACUGCUGUGCAAAAUCGUUCAGUGACAGGGCGUUACUCAGUACUCAUCUUCAACUCCAUUCAGAGCAUCAGGAAACUUUCAUAUGCAAAUACUGCAGCAAACAAUUUGCAAAUCUAAAUAUACUGGAAAGUCAUGAACAAGUCUGUAUGAGAUCAAGUAGCUUAUCUGUUCACAGUGGCAAUGAACAAAAUUUUUCAGAUAAUUAUACUGCUACGGAUGGAAGGAAUGAGAGUUCAUAUGCAAACACAGAGUCUCUAUUGUCUGAAAACAGCAUAACUGAUUAUUCUAAUGCAAACUGUGCUUUACCAGAAACGGAUCACUUGGUUAAAGUUGUUGAUGGGCAGAUAUUAUAUACUUGCAUAGUUUGCAAACGUAGUUAUGUGACGUUGUCGAGCCUUCGAAGACAUGCAAAUGUGCAUUCAUGGAGAAGAACAUACCCGUGUCACUACUGCAACAAAGUAUUUGCAUUAGCUGAGUAUCGCACAAGACAUGAGAUCUGGCACACUGGAGAAAGGCGGUAUCAGUGCAUUUUCUGCCUAGAGACUUUCAUGACUUAUUAUAUACUAAAAAAUCAUCAGAAGUCUUUUCAUGCAAUUGACCAUCGUCUCUCAGUAAGUAAGAAGACAGCCAAUGGAGGCUUAAAACCAAGCGUGUACCCAUACAAACUUUACCGACUUCUGCCCAUGAAGUGCAGGCGACUACCUUAUAAGUCCUACCGAAAUUCUACGUAUGAAAACGUUCAAACAAGUAGCCAAGUUAAUGAAACUGCUUCUAGUAACUGCUUCAUUCAGAGUUCUCUUAGUUCUGAGCUACCACCGCUGAAUUUUCAAAGUAAUAUAUUAUCAAACAACAGAACUCUUGUUUUGGACACUUCUUCAUGUAAGGAUACAGCAUCUUCCACAAAUCCUCAGAACUCUUCCUCCUGGGGAGUAGGUAUCUUAAAUUCUGAUAUGCAAAGAGACUUCUUCACAGCUGACAAAAGAGUUCCCACUGCUACAAAAGACUCUGGUUCGCACGAGUACGAUUCCUCAGUUGUGUCUUUAACUAAUGUGAAUGAAAAUUCAACCUCUGUAAUCAGUUACAGCAGUUCUGCACCCUCUGUUAUAAUGCACAGUAGCAGAGUUUCAUCAGUAAUAAUGCACAGUAAAACAAUCACUUCUGUAGAAAACAGUAAGACAGAAUCUUCUAAUAGUGUACCUAGUCAACCUGUAAGUGAUGAUUGUAAGUAUGGGUCAGAUAAUUAUGGAAAAUGUAUUACAAAAUCAAAACCUAUUAAGGAGAAAAAGAAAGCACUGCUGUGCAACAGAGCAGAAGCAGCUGAGGAUACGCAGCACAUCCAAGGAUCUGGAAGUUCAUCUAGCAAAACCACUAAUACUGCUGAAGAGUCGAGUAAAACUGAGACAUAUAUUGCAAAGCCUGCCUUACCUGGAACAUCUACUGACAGCAAUGUUGCUCCUCUUUGUCAAAUAACAGUAAAAAUCGGUAACGAGGCUAUUGUAAAAAGGCAUAUAUUAGGAUCUAAGCUAUUUUGUAAAAGGGGACGAAAGUCUAAACACGAGUCCAAACAGGACAAUCUAAAUGAGGAGUCAGAAGUGGAGAUAAAAGAGAAAAGCCCAUCGAGGCUCUACAGCUCAGAAUGCCUGGAGCUGACAGAAAUGUGUGAUGAUGUAAGUGAUCAGGAUUCCAGUGAUAAACCCUGGAGACCAUAUUACAAUUACAAACCGAAAAAGAAAUCUAAACAGCUAAGAAAAAUGAAGAAGACCAAAUGGAGGAAAAAGCAUGGAAACAGGAACACCAUUAUGGAAAGUCACAGUCCGUGCAGUCGAGAGUACGCACUCAGGAGUGCUCCUGAAGACAAGGCAAUUAGUCAAGAGGAGAACACAGAAAUGCCCAGUCUUCAUUGUGAGCUCUGUGAAGGAGAUCAGAACUCCACUACAGAAACUCAAGAACAUGUACAUUGGCAUGUAUCUACUUCAAAGCCUUACAUUUGUGAAUUAUGCCAAAAACAAUUUCAAAGUCCAUCCACCUUAAAAAUGCAUAUGAGGUGUCACACAGGGGAAAAACCCUUCACCUGCAAAACCUGUGGUAAAUGUUUUUCAGUCCCUGGAAAUUUACAGAAACAUGAACGUAUUCAUCUGGGUGUCAAAGACUUUGUCUGUCAGUACUGUAAUAAGGCAUUCACUUUAAAUGAAACACUCAAAAUACAUGAAAGAAUUCAUACUGGAGAAAAACGCUACCACUGUCAGUUCUGCUUACAGAGUUUCCUGUAUCUUUCUACCAAAAGGAACCAUGAGCAAAGACAUAUACGUGAGCAUAAUGGAAAAGGAUAUGCUUGCUUUCAGUGCCCCAAAAUUUGCAAGACGGCAGCUGCUCUGGGAAUGCACCAGAAGAAACAUCUAUUCAAAAGUACGGGUCCACCAGAUAGAAAAGAACAGUUCUGCAAUGAAAGUGCUCAGCUGUUGGAAAAUCAACAUUUCCUUGGCUCAGAAGGAAGUGAAGGGAAAACCAUACGAAGUGUAACUCCAGAAGUUACACUCUGAGUGACAGUUGUGCAAAAGAGAAGAAAAAUACAAAACUAUAUGUUGGAGAAAAUGUAGAUUGAUUGAAUGGGGAAAAUUCUCCGCAGAGAUAAUUUACGAAGAUCAAAUGUCUUCAUUUAAACAUAUGUCAAUAUAUGCAAAGGAAAGAAAAAUAACACUGAAAAGAAAAACUAGUAUUUGCAAUAAUACAAACUUAAUUUGAAAGACCCCAAAUAGUUCUGCCAGAAUAGACUUCUAGCAUUCAUGUAAAGAGAAAGAAGAAGAAAAAAAAAGAAUAAUAAAAAAGACCAACUAAACUCCUCCUACUUAAAGCUAGAAGAAACUAGCCACUGAACUGUUCUACAGUGCUGUUUUUCAGUCAGAAUCGUUCUGGACAAAAUAAAUAUGUAGGUUCAAAUUAUAUACUAUAGAAGGAAUUUUUGCUGCAGAAAUCAUAUGUCGCUUUUUUUUUUUUAAACAAAAGUUAAUGUGUUUAUAAACAAAUCGUGAUUUAGUGUAUUCUACAGUGAAGAUGGGCAGUGUUUCAUCAGUUUGGGUAUGCUGAAGUACAAUUGAGUUUUGGAGUGCUUUUCUGUAACUCAACAUUUACAAAACAUACACAGAAGUAUAAACCUUUUUUCCUUUCCAUUUUCGGUUUUGUAGUUACCAUAAUAUGCAUUAAGUCUCUGAAUGCUUGUGCAGACAGUAUGCCAGAUUAGAGACAUCUCUGAAAUGUUUAAUAAAGAUUCAGUGCAAAUCAUAGUAGCCAGUCUUCCAAACGGCAGAAGUUCCAAAUGAUUGAACUGUAAAGUUAUUCAGUUCAUGUGUUGAAAGAAAAUUGUUCUCAUGAAGUAGUAUAGUUUGAAGAACUCUGUAAGUGUCCACCUUCUGGUGAGUCUGAAACUCCUGUCUUUUAGAAAUAUCAUUCUUCUCAGCAGAAGAAGAGGAGAUAAGAGGGUCUUCCUCCACAUCUUGGUGUAAUGCCUGGACAACAAAUGACAGUGCAGCUCACAGAAAAUGCUUUGAUUUGUGGGAGGAAGAGGUAAAUAAUCAGAUUCUUGCUUCCAUGUAUAUCCCUGAGGCAGUUUCCGUAUAUAACAGGGAUAGGGCCAAUUUGUGGGGUUCCUUGUCAUCCCUGUGCCUUAAAUGCAAUAUUAGUACUUUGUAUGUCUCAGCAUCUCACCCCAGGCAAGCUUCAUCUCAGUGUCCUUUGGCCAAGCACAGUAGGCCCAGAGCAGAGAAGUGCCAGCAUCGGGUUGCUGGAAGAAGCCACGUUGGCCUUUCUGCUUCCCUUCUUCUGCUGCACCAGAAUGUUACAGUGAGCCUUCUGGCUGCACAGUUUGCAUUCACCAGGAAUCAGGAGGGUAAGCUUCUGAAAGAAGACAUCACCGAAAUUAACAGUACAGUUAAUCACAUUUUCACAAAAUAGUGUUAAUUUUAACCAAAAUGAAGAGGUCAAAUGUCUACAAGUUGCAUAUUAUAUCAUAGGGCUCUGUUGUACUCUAUCUGCACUUCCAAUUUGUUAUGUACAUUCAUUGUUACAAAGUGUUAAAAAUGUUUUAAGUCUGGACAAUGGUCAGUGAACCUCAAUUUAAUUCUAUGUGCAAAUAUGGUACAUGAUUUGUUUACUUGGUUUUCCAAAAUAUUCUAAAGGAAAUUAUAGCUUGGGUAUGAGAAAAUUACAAUUGAAAUUAUAGUACAGUAUUGAUUGAAGUAAUAAUGUAGUCCACUUAUUUAUCCUGUCAUUGAUGAAUGCUGUGAACCCUCUGAGAAAUGUUUGGUUUCAUAGCAGUUUUGGUUCCAUUUUCAAUUAGGAUAAUAGUAGGAUAAACACAGGAAAGUAUGAUGAUGUUUCAAAGAAAGUACACGAAGAUAUUUUCUAAGUGGACUUGUAUGAUGAUAAUUAUAGACCAAAGCAAAUAAGGUAGAAUAUUUAUACGUAUAAAGAUAAUUUUACAGAUAUUUUAUAUAACUGUAUAGUUCAUAAGAAAAAUAUUGAUAGCUUGUGUUAGGUUUGGGGGGGGGUUUGUAUAUUUUGAUAAAAACACAAUGACUUUGUAACUCUGUAUAUUAUCUACAGUUUAUAGCAAAGGAGUUUUAAGAUGGCAAUGUCAUGUUUAUAGUUCAAUUGUGGCACUUUUACUACAAGUAACACAUUGAAGUAAUGAGUUAAGUAUUAAUGACCAAAUUAGAAUCAAAAUAAGUGUAAGAGAAAGUAAAUACUGUACGUUGUCAAAGACUGUAAUUUGCUGCAUCUGUAUUUUUGUUUAGAAGAAAAUAUUAAAUGCAGAUGUUAAGGAUUGA
Phasianus colchicus (ring-necked pheasant) is the source of this 12275-nucleotide messenger RNA. Lineage: Eukaryota; Metazoa; Chordata; Aves; Galliformes; Phasianidae. The record is from RefSeq and is a predicted model, not a curated record.